GCCUGCUGGAGGUGGAAAUAACAGUAAGAAGGAGAAAGGAGUUGAAUGGACUUUCGAGAAGGUUUGCAAGUAAACUCAGGAAAACACAUUUACUUUACUAGUACAACCUUAAGUCUCAUUUUACACUAAGAGGACCCAAAAGAUGUUAAAGUUAUCACCAAGCUGCCGGAAAAAUACAUAUGACAGCACCAAGGUGCAGAUCAGGAUAGAUCUGUGAUUCAGGACUUUGUCUUGGAAAGAACACAAGGGUUGUGAAGAAGUUUAAAACAAGUGAAGAUAACUCUGGGAACUGCAGUUUAUCAGAAGAUCAACUUUUGUUAAUCCAAACACCAAAGAGCUGAUUGCUUUACAUUUCUAUAGGAAUGCAUAGGUCAUUUGACCAAAUCAUAUUAGCCGUCUUCUGCUACAUAAAUGCAGUACAAACUAUAACAACUGUGGAUAAUUGGAAAUCCGAGUUUCAGCUUUCUUAGGAAUAACCGCAACUUGACAUAUUCCAAAAUACUUAAAAUAGAAAAGGAAAAUCAUUAAGGAUGUUGUCUUUAGAAAAGUCACUGACAUGAAGAAUAGGUAAAUUUGUUUUUCAGCUGCUGGGGAAGCAUACCUCUUAGGAACACAGAUUUUAAGAGAAUAAGAAUUAAGAACAACCACCAAAAAAAAAAAACAGAACUUUUCCUUUUGGGGAAAAAUGUAUUUGACUGUACUUUUACUUAGGGGUAUUGUUGGUUUGCUAUGGAGCUGCUGGGUUCUAGUGGGUUAUGCAAAAGGAGGAUUAGGAGAUAAUCAUGUUCACUCCAGUUUUAUUUAUAGGAGGCUACGGAAUCAUGAAAGAAGGGAAAUACAGAGGGAAAUUCUUUCUAUCUUGGGCUUACCUCACAGACCCAGACCAUUUUCACCUGGAAAGCAAGCUUCUUCUGCUCCUCUUUUUAUGCUGAAUCUGUACAAUGCCAUGACAAAUGAAGAAGAUGCCGAGGAGGAGCUGGAAUAUUCAAUAAGGGGAUCCAUGGGAAGAGAAACCAGAGGAGUAAGAAAGGGAUACCCUGCAUCUCCCAAUGGAUAUUCUCAGAGAAUACAAUUAUCUCGCACUCCACCUCUGACCACCCAAAGUCCUCCUUUGGCCAGCCUACAUGAUACCAACUUUCUGAAUGAUGCUGACAUGGUCAUGAGCUUUGUCAAUUUAGUCGAAAGAGACAAGGAUUUUUCUCACCAGCGAAGGCACUAUAAAGAGUUUCGGUUUGAUCUCACACAAAUUCCUCAUGGAGAAGCAGUGACAGCCGCUGAAUUCCGGAUAUACAAAGACCGCAGCAACAAUCGGUUUGAAAAUGAAACUAUUAAGAUUAGCAUAUAUCAGAUCAUCAAGGAAUACCCAAAUAGGGAUGCAGACCUGUUGCUGUUAGACGCGAGAAUGGUCCCAGCUCUCUAUGUGGGUUGGCUGGUCUUUGAUAUCACUGUGACCAGCAAUCACUGGGUGAUUAACCCACAGAACAAUCUGGGCUUGCAGCUCUGCGCAGAAAUGGGGGAUGGGCGCAGUAUUAAUGUUAAAUCAGCUGGCCUUAUAGGAAGACAUGGGCCUCAAUCCAAGCAGCCUUUCAUGGUUGCAUUCUUCAAGGCAAGUGAAGUCCUUCUCCGGUCAGUCCGAGCAGCUAACAAAAGGAAAAAUCAGAAUCGGAACAAAUCAAGUAAUCACCAGGAUUCAUCACGAAUGUCCAGUGUUGGAGAUUACAAUACGAGUGAACAAAAACAAGCUUGCAAGAAGCACGAACUCUAUGUAAGCUUCCGAGAUUUAGGGUGGCAGGAUUGGAUUAUUGCUCCAGAGGGCUACGCUGCUUUCUAUUGUGAUGGAGAAUGCUCUUUUCCAUUGAAUGCCCAUAUGAAUGCUACCAAUCAUGCCAUAGUUCAAACUCUGGUUCAUCUAAUGUUUCCUGACCAUGUCCCCAAGCCUUGCUGUGCACCAACUAAGCUGAAUGCAAUCUCUGUGCUGUAUUUUGAUGACAGUUCUAAUGUCAUUCUGAAAAAAUACCGAAAUAUGGUCGUGCGUUCAUGUGGUUGCCACUGAAAUUAAGUGAUAAUAUCAUAGCAAAAAUGUUAAAUUUUAAACCAAGGUUUAUCAGACUGCAAUUUAAAAGUAUAUGUUUGGAGAAGAAGGAAUUCUCUAAAUUCAUUCCAGUUCACUCCAUCUUUCAUCCUAUGUACAGUAUUAUGUAUAUAGAUGCUUUUUAUUUAUUCACAGGUAUGUAGUCUCUUUAAUGGGCGAAUUAUCAGUACAAUCUAUUUUCUAGAUCAUCACAGUAUAUGAUAGAUCUGAGUUUUGGUGGGUUAUGCAGAGAGCCAUAAACCCAUCCCAUUUCAACAUUAAAAAAAAUCUGUACAGUUUUCCUGAAACUAGAAAUCCUGUGACUGUUUUAUAUUGUUGAAAGAAAUUGAAUACAUUUGGAAAUGUUGUGCCAAUGAAAACCAUGGUAGGAUAUUUAUUUAGAGAAGAAACUAAAGAAAAAUAAUAAUACCAACUCAAACAAAAGUGCUUUGGAUCAACUCAAUUUGUCUUUGAGGGGUCCUGCUCCAUUCGAUAAAAUGAAAUGUUGAACCAAUGCUGAGUAAAUAAAUGGUAGGUAGGACAUAGAAACUGAAAGAUUGCACAUAAUUGUUAUAACUGUUUGCUUUAACAGAAUCAGUGUAACUCUAGGAGCAUUUUACUUCUUGGCUAGUGGAGUGAAGAUUUUGCAAAGAGCUCAAAGCUUCAGGAAUUAUGUGGAGACAGGCUUGAGACUGUAUCCAUAACUUUCCAAGUUAACACUAAAAAAUUGUAGUACAACCGUCUUACCUCAAAUAAAUCAUGUCUGUCUAUUAUCUCAAGCACUACUGCUGCGGAUUUUUUUCAUGCUUAAUAACUUAGUCCAAAAUAAAGAAACACAUACAUGAGCCACCCUGUCCCUUAGACAAGAGUUACUGUAUGUGUCCGGGAGCAGAAGGACUUCAACAGAGCCGUUCUCUUGAGCUCCCUGUUACAUAUAACUAGGCUUGUUGAUUGAUGUGAUGCUAGACUUCCUAGUUGGGGGAAAAUACUGAAAUUCAACUGAAUAAAAUUACCCAGAGCAAAACCCCCUAGAAUUAUUUUGACACACAACUUGACACAUUUAAACAAAAUGUUCUUAGAGAAUUUUUCCAUUGAGAAAGAACAGCUGAAAUCCAUUUUUCAUAUCUUUGAGAAUGUGUUCGUUCACAUCCAUGUUGUUGUUGUUUAAUGGAUAUUUCAUAAAACUUCUUCCCAGCACAGUCGAUUCCAAGAGGAAAGGUUCAGUUGUGUGUAUGUGUGCAUGUAUGUUCUUCCCUCUGAAAUUAAUUUAUUUUCUCUCACUGUUGGAAUGUCUUCUCAAACCAUUCUAAAACAUACAUUUAACCUUUUGAAGAAUGGGCUGUUGUUUUCCAGGACAGUUCUCUUUAUGGACUCACCUUCAGAUUUAUAAGUAGUGACUUCAUUACCUUCCAUAACUCUGCCUAUUUGUAGUUCAUGUGAAAAUGAAUAAAGCACAGUACCACUUGUGAGUUUUCUCACUUGGGGUCAUUUGGUUAAAAAGUGAUAUCAGGAAUAACUUCAAAAGAGUUAUGAGUUUGUUUGUGAUUCAGGUAUAUGGCUAUGCUGUUUUAAACACAAUUUAUCCUAGAGAAAAUUUGAUGGUAACUGUAUUUUGGGGUACAUUAAGUAAUAUAUUUUUGAAUAA
Trichosurus vulpecula (common brushtail) is the source of this 3716-nucleotide messenger RNA. It is a transcript of the gene BMP5, whose product is annotated as bone morphogenetic protein 5. The record is from RefSeq and is a predicted model, not a curated record. Gene Ontology annotation, cellular component: extracellular region. Gene Ontology annotation, molecular function: growth factor activity; cytokine activity. The transcript is spliced from 7 exons. Bases 686 to 2053 code for a protein of 455 amino acids. Gene Ontology annotation, biological process: SMAD protein signal transduction. NCBI's taxonomy places the organism in Eukaryota, Metazoa, Chordata, Mammalia, Diprotodontia, Phalangeridae.